Molecule: messenger RNA, 2657 nt
Organism: Oncorhynchus tshawytscha (Chinook salmon)
Lineage: Eukaryota; Metazoa; Chordata; Actinopteri; Salmoniformes; Salmonidae
Gene: tdp2b
Product: tyrosyl-DNA phosphodiesterase 2b
Exons: 7
Coding region: 869-1846 (325 amino acids)
Biological process (GO): double-strand break repair
Cellular component (GO): cytoplasm; PML body
Molecular function (GO): single-stranded DNA binding; protein binding; 5'-tyrosyl-DNA phosphodiesterase activity
Source: RefSeq, a predicted model, not a curated record
GGCUGUUGGCCUGAGGUAGGACUAAAUAGAUGUAAAUAGUGGAGUAGGGUGGUGGGUUUUUAGUGAGUGUAGGGCUAGAUGGUAUUUUUAAUUUAUUUUUAAAAAUUCAAGUAAAGUAAUAAGGAAGUUGUACUCCAGUCAGGUAGGUGGCGGUAAUGCAACAUUCAUUGGCUGUCAACUGCUGUUAAACCUCAAAUAAGAAGUAAAAAUGCUUUUGCUUCGCUUCUAAAACAAGAUUACGUGUCGCUAUAAAAUUGAUAAAACCAUGAGUAAUAUCUCCAAGUCCGUGUCGACUUUAGAAGAAACGAGGACUGGUCUGUGUGAUGAGUUUGUGUCCGUAACAGGAUCCGAUAGCGCCGUGGCUCAAUGUUACCUUGCUGAAAAUGACUGGGAAAUGGAGGUAUAGCUAAUGAUCCUGCUUCAAUCAGUCCAUUUGAUUAGUUAACAUUGGAGGACUACACAACUUUGGAACACAGACCCUUUUUUCUCUGUCUGCAAUGACAGAAGAGUCCAAUUCAACAUAAAAGUUGGUCAGAAAUGAUAUUGCCUUAAAAACAGUUUCUAAUAUAUAAUGUAAAAUAAGUUUUUCCAUCUGUAGUCGCAUCGAGGCUACGCCGUGAGAUAUGUCUCAACCCAGGGUUGGGAGAUGACCGUGCACUCUUAAUUAGACCACCAACUGAGAAAUGGAGAAUUUCAAUACUGCUGUUGGUUCAUCAGCAUGCUAGGCUAACUAAUGCUAUAGCAGCACAUUGGAUUCAACACUUCCGGUAGCUGCUCAUCCCAACGUUAGGGCGUCUUAUUUCUAUGGAAUCCAACGCCUUGGACAUUUUAACUUCACAGAGCUCUGAACUCAUUUUUCGAGGCUGACAUGGAGGCAGUUUUUACAGUGGAAGAUUCACCAAAGAAGGACAUUAGCCCCCCUAAAGUUAAAAGACAGAAAUUGGACAAACCACAAGGGAAAAUGGACUGCAUUGACCUGACCACAGAAGAGCCUGCCUGUUCCAGCAGCAGCGCCAAGUCAACCAACUCCUCCAAGUCAGUGGAACCCAAAGCUAAAGUUAAAACCUCGGGCUCUGAGGAGCAGGAUGGCGGCAAACUGUCGCUGAUCUCUUGGAAUGUAGAUGGUCUGGACACCGUGAACCUGGGAGAGCGUGCUAGGGGCCUCUGUUCCUAUCUGGCCCUGUACACCCCUGACGUGGUGUUUCUGCAGGAACUCAUUGAACCGUAUGUUCAGUACCUCAAGAAGCGAGCCGUCAGCUACACCAUCAUUGAGGGAGGCGAGGAGGGGUACUUCACUGGUUUGAUGCUGAAGAAGUCCAGAGUCAAACUCCUGAAUAGUGACAUCAUCAGUUACCCGACCACUCAGAUGAUGAGGAAUCUGCUCGUUGCUCAAGUGACGUUCAGGGACCAGGAGCUGUGCGUGAUGACAUCCCACUUUGAGAGCUGUAAGGGACAGGCAGAGGAGAGGAUGAAACAGCUGAGUGUGGUGCUGAAGAGGAUGAGGGAGGCUCCCACUAACGUGACUGUUCUAUUUGGAGGGGACACUAACCUGAGGGACGCCGAGGUGACCAAGGUUGGAGGUCUGCCCGGUGGGGUGUGUGAUGUGUGGGAGCAGCUGGGGAAGCAGGAGCACUGCAGGUACACCUGGGACACCAAGGCCAACAGCAACAAGAGUGUACCGUAUGUCAGCAGGUGUCGUUUUGACCGCGUCUACCUCCGACCGGCCAAGGAGGGCCCCGGGUCCCGGAUGACCCCAGACCACAUGGCCCUGGUGGGUUUAGAGAAGCUGGACUGUGGUCGCUACACCAGUGAUCACUGGGGAAUCUACUGCAGCUUUAUCCUUUAGCUCCUGAGACUUAAGGGUCGUGUCCCAAAUUGAUCCCUGUAGUGCACUGCUUUUGACCAGGAACCAAUAUGAGACGGGAACAUGUUUGCGUGUAGUGCGGGGUGGCAGCGUAGCCUAGUGGUUAGAGCGUUGGACUAGUAACCGAAAGGUUGCAAGUUCGAAUCCCCGAGCUGACAAGGUACAAAUCUGUCGUUCUGCCCCUGAACAGGCAGUUAACCCACUGUUCCUAGACCGUCAUUGAAAAUAAGAAUUUUUUCUUAACUGACUUGCCUAGUAAAAUAAAGGUAAAAUUAAAAAUGAAAGUGGUCCCAGCAGAGGCUAGAGACUGAAGAGGUUAACUUUCCUAACGGACAGUUAAAAAGGUUGCUCUAAUAUUGGAUCGGUAGCAAGCACAGUCUCUGCAUGGCCACUGACGGUAGGAUCAGAGACGGCUGGCUCACCUUUUAUUGUAGUGCCUUGAGCUGAGGACAGGAAGGUUUCAAUGUUGCCUUGGUCACCUCACGCCUAACACACCCUCAGAAUGGAAAUGUUGAAUGUCCUAAAUGGCUCCCUAUUUUAGUGCACUACUUUAGACCGGAGACCAUAAAACUGGUGAAAAGGAGUGCACUAUAUAGGGAAUGGUGUCAUUUUGGACAGCAGCUGUGUAUAUCUUAUCCCAGUGUUUAAAUGCUAAUAGGCGUUGGCUCUCAUUUUUUAAUUUCAAAAUGUGUUUGGUUUUAAUUUCAGAAGUCUUACAUGUGAUGACGAUGAUGAUUUCCCUCAAGUCUGUUUUUAGUCCUGGACAUUGAAAUAAAUACGUUCUGGAAUAAAA